GAGCACUAAAUGUGCGGGUAAUUAGUUAAUUAGAAAGCGCGGGAGGGGCUCGGAGCGCACAGGUCAGCCCGGUCAGCCAAUCAGAGGCGCUUCAGGAGUGCGAGCGCAUCCAAAAAACUCGGAAGCUGCACCUGCUUGUAGCACUUACACCCCGCACAUCGCGCACAUCCGGACGAAUAAAGAGAGCAGAAGGACGUCCUAAGAGCAACCAGCGCCGACGUGUUUGUCAGUUGAUCGCCUUAAUUUUCAUUCACGAACUUCACGAUGAUUAGAUGAGCAGGUUCUCCGAGCAGAAUACUCCACUCACUGUUGCCAAUAAUAGUAUUAGUUACAAACACGCCCUGAGCUGAAGCACGCAGCUGUAAACUGACAGGACAGUCAUGGAUAAGUCGAAGAACUUUCGGAUCGAUGCUCUGCUGGCAGGAGAGUCACAGCGGAGGAGAAGUCGGGACUCUGAUGCGCUCGAUGUUGAAGCCACUCUGUGUAAACUAGCAGAAAGCUCUCCGAUUCGGAGCAGUGCCAGUGCGCUCCAGCAGCAGCAGACAGGACUCGUUCCCAAACCCGGCUUGCUAAGCAUCCCUCAUCCGGGACUAAGCGCGUUAUCUCAGGGCUCGAUCGCAGGGAUGUACCCGGGACCGGUUUGCUCUCUGAGUGCGCUCGGAGCGCAGCAUGCCGCAUUCCACUAUCCCGCCUUCACUCCGCCGCAUCCCGAGCAUCUGAAGGCCGCCGCCGUGGCGGGACAUUUCCCCUUCGAGCAGUGGAUCCGCGCCGGCAUCAUGGUGCCAAGACUCGCCGACUUUAACGGCUCUCCUCAGUCAGGCUUGAUGGGCAAGUGUCGUCGACCUCGAACCGCUUUCACCAGUCAACAACUCCUGGAGCUUGAAAACCAGUUCAAACUGAACAAAUAUCUGUCACGACCAAAACGCUUUGAAGUGGCCACUUCACUAAUGCUGACUGAAACACAGGUGAAAAUCUGGUUCCAAAACCGCCGGAUGAAAUGGAAGCGCAGCCGCAAAGCCAAAGAACAGGCAGCACAGCUGGAGGCUGAUGGCACCCAGCAGGCCAAACGUUCCAGCAAACCUGGAGACCCUCGCCGAUGCAUCACACAGGACGAUGAUGAGGAACUGGAAGCGGAGGAGGAAGAGGAUGAAGAUGAAGGCUUCGGCGGUACUCUAAACAGAAGCGUGGGCCUGCCGCAUUCCUCAGACUUUCUCCAGCACAGCUCUGAGUUGAGCUACAGCUCUCACAGCUCUUACUCAGAUGAUGACCUGGAAGAGAUUGGUGCAGACAGGAAGAUUGGAGUAGGGCUAUGAAGAUGCAGUGUAAUUAUGAAUUAUUUACCCACUGUGUAGUCCAACAGCUUGCGGCAUCUAUAGCCUCCAUCAGAGACUUUGUAACUGCAAAGACUGAAGCCAUGCACCAAAACCCCCAUCUCUUAUUUAUCUAUGUGGCAGCAUUUAACUUAUAAACUGCUGUCUUGUCAACAAUUAGGAAUGUUUCUCUGUAAAAGAAAAUGUCUUUGUCCUCUGUGUUUGGGUGAGUAUUUUGGAAUUUGCGACCUGUGUUUGAAUAGUAGAACCCACAUUUCUACUGCAUGCAAUCCAAAUGCUUACUUUUGUACAUCAAUCUGUACAUACACAUGAACAAAAACAGGCGCAGCUCCGAUACACUGUACACUGUGCUCAGUGCGAAUGGAGGGUUCCUGUGUGAUGCAAAGCAUUUUUUUCUCAGAAUUUAUUGACUGAAUAACACAGACAAACGUGUAAAUCCUCGACAAAUAUGGAGAAAUAGGUGCAAAAUGGAGCAAUGUGUUAUUUAGUCAUUAGUCUUUGUCAUGUUUGUUAUUGGUGGUGUUGUCCUUAAUGGUAUUUAUGUAUUAUAGAUUAUAUCUAAUUUAUUCAUGGGAAAAGAAAAUGUACACGGUAAUAAUUCACAGUAAACAAAAAAUGUCUCUGUUAAAUUAAAA
Molecule: messenger RNA, 1966 nt
Organism: Silurus meridionalis
Lineage: Eukaryota; Metazoa; Chordata; Actinopteri; Siluriformes; Siluridae
Gene: mnx2a
Product: motor neuron and pancreas homeobox 2a
Exons: 3
Coding region: 381-1313 (310 amino acids)
Biological process (GO): regulation of DNA-templated transcription
Molecular function (GO): DNA binding; DNA-binding transcription factor activity, RNA polymerase II-specific
Source: RefSeq, a predicted model, not a curated record